GAAGUCUUUAUCCACAGGAUAUAUGAUCUCUGUGUCAGAUUCUUGAUUUUGAGUAGAAAAAAAUACUACUCCUACAAAUAAAAGUAGACUACUCCAUAUAUUAUCAGAAUGGGUAAUGCAGAUUAUGAGUACCCAUCAAUAAUGAAUGGAGAGAGCACAGGGACAGGCAUACAUCGAGUGGAAAUCCCACCACCACAACCUUUUUUCAAGUCAUUAAAGAAUACAGUGAAGGAAACUUUAUUUCCAGAUGAUCCCCUUAGGCAAUUCAAGAACCAAACACCCCUUAGAAAAUUCAUACUUGGUGUGCAGUAUUUCUUUCCAAUUUUUGAAUGGGGUUCUCGUUAUAAUUUUGGGUUCUUUAAAUCUGAUCUUAUUGCUGGAAUUACCAUAGCUAGUCUUGCUAUUCCUCAGGGAAUAAGCUAUGCAAAACUUGCCAACUUGCCACCUAUUCUUGGACUAUAUUCAAGCUUUGUUCCACCAUUAGUGUAUGCAGUAAUGGGCAGUUCAAGAGAUUUGGCAGUGGGCACAGUUGCUGUUGGAUCGCUUCUAAUGGCUUCUAUGAUAGGAAAUGAAGUUAAUGCAACUGAGAAUCCAGCACUUUAUCUUCAUCUUGCUUUUACUGCCACAUUCUUCGCUGGAUUAUUUGAAUUAGCUCUUGGAUUUUUCAGGCUGGGAUUUAUAGUGGAUUUUCUAUCACAUGCAACCAUAGUAGGAUUUAUGGGAGGAGCAGCUACAGUGGUGAUACUACAGCAGCUAAAGGGAAUACUUGGUCUUCAACAUUUUACUCAUGCCACAGAUGUUGUCUCUGUCUUACGUUCUGUCUUUACCCAAACUCACCAGUGGCGAUGGGAAAGUGCGGUGCUAGGAUUUUGUUUCCUUUUCUACCUGAUGAUGGCUAAAUUUUUUAGCCAAAAGAGACCGAAGCUGUUCUGGAUUUCAGCAAUGGCGCCAUUAACGUCUGUCAUAUUGGGAACUAUUCUCGUUUAUCUCACCCAUGCUGAAAAACACGGUGUUGCAGUGAUAGGGGAGCUGAAGAAAGGGUUAAAUCCUCCGUCAAUAAUGGAUCUGUCAUUUGGGUCAGCCUAUAUGACAACUGCUAUCAAAACAGGAAUAGUCACGGGUGUCAUUUCUCUUGCUGAAGGAAUAGCAGUAGGAAGAAGUUUUGCAAUGUUCAAGAAUUAUCAUAUAGAUGGAAACAAAGAGAUGAUUGCUUUUGGGAUGAUGAAUAUUGUUGGAUCCUGCACCUCCUGCUACCUCACUACUGGGCCAUUCUCGCGAUCAGCAGUGAACUUUAAUGCAGGAUGCAAAACUGCAGUAUCAAACAUCGUCAUGGCGUUGGCAGUCAUGGUGACAUUGUUGUUGCUAACGCCAUUGUUUCACUUCACUCCCCUCGUCGUCCUGUCCUCCAUCAUCAUCUCCGCCAUGCUCGGCCUCAUCGAUUAUAAUGCAGCCAUUCAUCUCUGGCAUGUCGACAAAUUCGACUUCUUGGUCUGUAUCAGUGCUUACAUUGGCGUUGUCUUUGCCAACAUUGAGAUUGGCUUAGUCUUAGCCGUAGGAUUAUCGUUGCUAAGGGUGUUACUUUUUAUAGCAAGGCCAAGGACGUUAGUACUUGGUAAUAUCCCAGAUUCUAUGAUAUACAGAAAUGUUGAGCAUUACCCAAAUACAAACAACGUCCCAGGCGUUCUCAUUCUUGAUAUUGGAGCCCCUAUUUACUUCGCUAAUUCUAGUUAUUUAAGAGAGAGGAUCUCAAGGUGGAUUGACGAAGAGGAAGACAAGUUAAAAUCUUCAGGAGAAACAACAUUGCAGUAUGUUAUACUUGAUAUGGGAGCUGUGGGAAAUAUUGAUACAAGUGGAAUUAGUAUGCUUGAAGAAGUCAAGAAAAAUCUUGAUAGAAGAGAUUUCAAGCUUGUGUUGGCAAAUCCAGGAGCAGAGGUGAUGAAAAAGUUGAACAAGUCCAAAUUCAUAGAGACAUUAGGACAAGAAUGGAUUUUCCUAACAGUAGGGGAAGCUGUGGGAGCAUGUAACUUCAUGCUUCAUUCCUGCAAACCAAAAUCUACAACAGAUGAUGCAUCCCAAAAAUGGAGCAACAAUGUGUGACUCUAAAUUAAUUGAUUGGUCUACUUUAUUCGUAGUAUUAUUGAACAGUAUUGUAGUGGUUCAUGUGUGCAUCUAAUUUGUAAAGAUGCAGCAUCACAUAUUGGCUUAAAGGAGCCAGAUUCUACUGCACUACUCUUCCUUAGAAAAAGCUAAAAGUGGCUUUAUUUCUUUUCCACCUUUUGUAAAAAUAAUAUGCUCUAAUUAAUAAAAGAAUGAAUGUCACCUGUGUACUGAUUGCUUCUCA
Molecule: messenger RNA, 2341 nt
Organism: Nicotiana attenuata
Lineage: Eukaryota; Viridiplantae; Streptophyta; Magnoliopsida; Solanales; Solanaceae
Product: sulfate transporter 3.1-like
Exons: 12
Coding region: 109-2097 (662 amino acids)
Biological process (GO): transmembrane transport
Cellular component (GO): membrane
Molecular function (GO): secondary active sulfate transmembrane transporter activity
Source: RefSeq, a predicted model, not a curated record